Trichophyton benhamiae CBS 112371 is the source of this 237-nucleotide messenger RNA. RefSeq lists its product as uncharacterized. Bases 1 to 237 code for a protein of 78 amino acids. The record is from RefSeq and is a predicted model, not a curated record. NCBI's taxonomy places the organism in Eukaryota, Fungi, Ascomycota, Eurotiomycetes, Onygenales, Arthrodermataceae. The transcript has a single exon.
AUGAAAGAAGAGGGUAAAAAAGAAGAAGAAGAAAUGCGGAAAAAGGAAUUAGAACAAAUGGACAGUGAGAGAGGGAAGAAAAGGAAGCAAAAGAAAAGAGGAAGACACGCAAGUACUGUAUGUUCGAUGGGAGGAAGAAAGUUGCAAUCUCAACUGAACCCUUACAUUAAUUCCUUACACAACAUAAUUGGAUUCGAGACAAGAGACAGAAGCAGAGAGAAGCAAGUCAGAGAGUGA